Molecule: messenger RNA, 1743 nt
Organism: Oncorhynchus tshawytscha (Chinook salmon)
Lineage: Eukaryota; Metazoa; Chordata; Actinopteri; Salmoniformes; Salmonidae
Exons: 9
Coding region: 100-1146 (348 amino acids)
Source: RefSeq, a predicted model, not a curated record
AGAGAGACAGACAGAGAGAGACAGAGAGAGAGACAGACAGAGUAUACUACUGAACUAUCUGUCUCGUGGAGGAACAGACAGAGAGAGACAGAAUACUACAUGUGUCUGUCUGACCGUGUGUCAUGUGUUACCAUGACGAGAGAAGCACUCAUCAAACUCUUCAUCCUCAUCCUCCUCGCCUUCAUCAUCUGUCUCCCAGAGUUCUUCACUUCACACAGAGCGAGGGUAAACUUCCACUGUGUGACCUUUGACCCCUGUGGGGACCAGGAAGCGCCAACGCAGUGCGACCCCGGGCCGACCCCUGCAGAACAGAACUCCAACCGGAGCGUCGAGGAGAAGCCCGUCUGUAACACCGGGAGGACGGGUUCUGGAGUGAGCUGGUUGCUGUGUGACACGGAGACGGACCCGCCCACUCUCCGUGGCAACGCCUCGCUGUCAGGAAGGAGGGUGGCGCUAUCAGUGUUGUCUGAAGGAGGGAACGCGACUUUGUACAGCUUCCUGACAGAGGAGAAGAAAGAGGGGGAGGAAAAAGAACAAGGAUUCAUCUACUGCUGUUUUCGAACCCCGCCCCUUUCCAUACCAACCAAUCACAGCCAGUGUCUCCUUCAUCUCCACACCCAAGGAACCAAUCAGACAGCUGUAAAGUCUGACCUGCCCUGGACACAGCCACCUAGAAGUGAGUGGUUGUGUGUCUUCAGGGUGGCGUGGUUGGUCCUGGUGGUUGUGGUCAUGUUGACCGUCCUCACCACGGCCCUGGGUCUGAUCUACUGGAGGACUCGCUGCUGUCGAAAGGAGCCCAGAGUGUAUCCAGCCAGUGUGUUCCAGACCAGAGGAUUCAACACGGACCUCCCUGAGGUCUCUGUUUCACUAAAUCACUCCUCAGGUACCUCUCUCUGCCCCCUCCCAGAGGAGCCCAGUGGGUUCCGGACCAGAGGAUUCAACACGGACCUCCCUGAUGUCUCUGUUUCACUAAAUCACUCCUCAGAACUGCUGCUCAGGACAACAUACUGGACAGGCCUGUUGUCACCUAUUCAUGAAGAGAAGACUGCAGAGGACGAGCCUCGUCAGGGUUACUACGGUAAUGACACAGCGCUCCACCACCGUGGCCACCCUCUCCACUCAUCCCUUUCUCCUGAAGAGCUCUAGAUGAACAGAGCAGAAGACAGGAACACCAAGACAUUACUUCCUUUUAACAUCAGUUUUUUUAAUUUUAUGAAUGGUGUCUCGGAAUGGUGUCCCUGAAUAGGGUCCCUGAAUGCUGUCUUGAUGGGGGGGUUUAUUGCCCUCCUCCUGGGUCCUGGAGAUCCUCAAAAGACCCCUGAAGGACAUUUCCCCCCCGCCACGAGUACAACGGCUAUUUUAGGAUUAGGGGAAAAUAGGAUUUUUUAUGGAAAAACAGUGUGUGUGUGUGUGUGUGUGUGUGUGUGUGUGUGUGUGUGUGUGUGUGUGUGUGUGUGUGUGUGUGUGUGUGUGUGUGUGUGUGUGUGUGUGUGUGUGUGUGUGUGUGUGUGUGUGUGUUUGUGUGUGUGUGUGUGUGUGUGUGUGUGUAUAUAUAAAGACAUGGCUCUGAAACAGAUAAAAGGUUUAAAAAGGUGUUUUUAUUUUUCGUUGUUGGUAUUUUGUGAUUAAAGGUUCCGUUGUCAGAUUCCAUCUCCGUUACCAUAGCAGCAGAUUAAUAAAUGAUCCAACAACGACUUAAUAAACCAGUGGACCUAAAAACAAUAAACACAUAGAAAUAUAGAG